ACUCCAUCGUCAACCUUCGCAAGCUCUUCAUAACCUCAGCUCUGUUUGGAAGCGAGGGUCGCUUUCCUCCGCCCUCCGUCGGGUCCCCCCAGCGUCCUCCCGAUCCCUUCUGUCUACGUCCCAGUGUCGCCAACUACAGCGGCGGAGGGGAGCCUCCCAGAGUAGCUGGGGGCGGAGGGAGGGGGCGCGGGUAGAGGGGCUGGAUGGGCGGACACAAGGCGCCGCGCGGAGGUGGCGGACACCCCGCGCAAAGCCCACCGCGAGCGCGCGGACGCCAAGACGGGGGCUCCCGAGAGCGCUGCGUUGUCGGGGGGCUCGGGGCCGCCUGCGUGGACCUUGUCCGCACGGUCUCGCCGCCUCCGCCCGGCUGCCCAGCUCGCUCCCCGCCUCUCCCCACCCUCCAAGAGCCGUUGGUACAGUCCCGCUGACUCCGAGAGCUUAAAAAGGGCCGGGGCCGCCCAAGCCAGCCGAUUUGGUCCUGAUUUGUGUGCGCGGCGCGUCUCCUGCGAUCCCGGAUCCGCCACGCCGCUGGAGGACGUCGGGGGGGGUCUCUUGCCGUCUUGGUGGGGGGCGUUCCUUCGGCUGCGGCGCUCGAGCGUGUGUAGCCGUCCAGCCAGCAGCUAAGGCCCCUCGCCGCCGGCUCCUCGGUUCGCUCAGCUCCCGCACCGGAGAGCCGCGCGCGCCGCCCGCUCGGCGAGGGAUGGAGCAGACCGAGGUGCUAAAGCCGCGGACCUUGGCGGAUCUGAUCCGCAUCUUGCACCAGCUUUUCGCCGGCGAGGAGGUCAACGUGGAGGAGGUGCAGGCCGUCAUGGAAGCCUACGAGAGCGACCCCGCCGAGUGGGCAGUGUACGCCAAGUUCGACCAGUACAGGUAUACCCGAAAUCUUGUGGAUGAAGGAAAUGGAAAAUUUAAUCUAAUGAUUCUCUGUUGGGGUGAAGGACAUGGCAGCAGCAUCCAUGAUCACACUGACUCCCACUGCUUUCUGAAGAUGCUGCAGGGAAAUCUAAAGGAGACAUUAUUUGCCUGGCCUGACAAAAAAUCCAACGAGAUGAUCAAGAAGUCUGAAAGAAUCUUGAGAGAAAACCAGUGUGCCUACAUCAACGAUUCCAUUGGUUUACAUCGAGUAGAGAAUAUCAGCCAUACAGAGCCUGCCGUCAGCCUUCACUUGUACAGCCCGCCUUUUGAUACAUGCCACGCCUUUGAUCAAAGAACAGGACAUAAAAACAAAGUCACCAUGACAUUCCACAGCAAAUUUGGAAUCAGGAUUCCAUUUACAGUUUCAGGAUCCCUGGAGAACAACUAAGAAGCACCAAAUCCUCUAAGGUUUUACUCUAAGGUCUGCUAAAAGUUUUGCCUUGGACAGGGAGGCCUCCCCACCAUCUGCUGUCCAACAAUACACCUUUUACAAAGCCAAUGCCUAGAUCUACUACAAAGCAGACGCUAAUUGUAAGGCAUUGAGCAAGCAAAUAGUGCCCUGAGCUACUGCAGAAGAAAAAUCCCACUAAAGAGAAAAUAAGCAUCGUAAUUGUAAGGGCCAAAUCAAGUACUCUCUUGGUUUUAUCCUCUAAAUUCAGGGGAACCACGGUGGGAAUGUCAAUGAAGGAUGCUUUUGGAAACGCUUUGGUCCCUGAACUGUAAUUAGCAAUAAAUGAAAACAAGAAACCACAGACGUCAAAUGCUCGCCUUGCUACUUGGAGGACUAAAUGUAGAUGCCUUUAGUAUCCUUUGUAUGUUCUUAAUAUUUGCAGAGAAAUUUUUGGAUCUAUGGAUUUUAUUUUUUCAGUCUUACUUUACAAAUUCCUGUCCUAUACGUAGUAAGGUAUUGUAGACAGAGAAAAACGUAAGGAACUUUGUCAUUUGGUAACGAAAGGAAGGACAGAAGGUUUAGAAAAGUACACAUACCCAAACACAAACCAGACCAAAAAAUAUUAAACUCCUGUCUAAACGUGCGCAGCGGUCAUAGUCAAAGACUUUGUACUGCUCCUGAAAUCGCCAAAUAAUUUUAAUAAAACUGGAUUUGAAUACAA
This is a messenger RNA of Panthera uncia (snow leopard), 2027 nucleotides long. It is a transcript of the gene CDO1, whose product is annotated as cysteine dioxygenase type 1. Bases 701 to 1303 code for a protein of 200 amino acids. Gene Ontology annotation, molecular function: cysteine dioxygenase activity; ferrous iron binding. Gene Ontology annotation, biological process: L-cysteine catabolic process. The transcript has 5 exons. The record is from RefSeq and is a predicted model, not a curated record. NCBI's taxonomy places the organism in Eukaryota, Metazoa, Chordata, Mammalia, Carnivora, Felidae.